AUGAUGGCAGGCUUUGACGGCUGGAAUGUUCAAAAAUCUAAUGAAACUGAUCCUUUCUCCUUGGACAGUAUCAAAAUUGAAAAUUUAAAGGAUGAGCUUAUUCUUCGCGGUGAUUUUGACUUUGACCAAAAUAUCAACCAGAAUGUAAACUCAGAAGCAGUGCCAAUUCAAGUUCUUUCUUUAUUUAGUGCCGUGAAUUCAGCGCUUACAAAUGUCGAAAAAACUGAAACGGAUUCUUCUCAUAUGCUAGCAAAACUAGAAGAUGAUCCGAAGAGCCAUGUUUUUGAUAGUCUUCCUGGUAUUCCAAUGAAUGAGCAAAGCAGGAAACGAAAAAAUAUUGAUGAUGAAAUUGUUUCUAAAGGCUCUACACAGGACUUAAUAGGUAAAAAUUUUGAUUUGCUUUGCCACAACAGACUAAACCAAAGGACUGACCUUUGGUUAAAUGAAGCUAGCAAGGAAGUUAACAGCCAAUUGAUAAUAAUCACAUGCAGACAUGCAUCUGUCAUCCAAAAAUCGUAUGGAUCAGAAAAGAGAUUUCUUUGCCCUCCUCCUAUUUUAAUGAUAGAAGGUCCCUUCCAAAAUUUGCUUGGCAUAUCCUUUCGAGUUGAGAUUUCUAUCAUUAAUGAAGAAGGUCAGUAUUCACAAACAAUCAGCGAAGUGUACAACAAUCAACGUUAUAUGGUUUUUCGAUCUUUGCAUGUAUCUAGUCUAGCAGCUGCAAAGUCCAGAAACCUAAAACUUUCCAUUGAUUUAUUUUCGACAAUUACGGACCAAAGAAUAUCACACUUGGUAACUUCCCCUAUAGACGUUGUUUCGAAACCUGCUAAAAAGGGCACAAAAAUAAAGGUGAGCCACAUAACAUUGCGCUCCGGAUCUAUCAUAAACCUCUACAAUCGAAUAAACUCACAAACCGUUCGUACUAAAUACACGACAUUAGAGAAUGGAAAUUUCUGUCUGAGGAGCGACGGCUGGGCGCCUUUACGCAUUCAUUUGAUAUCUUCAUCACCGGAGAGUAGUGUAGAAGGGAUGCUGAAGAGUUCUUUAGAAGCAGUUCCGAUCAGGUACGGUUCCGUGGUUCAGUUACAAGAUGAAUCUUCAAAGAUAAUGAGUGACCCUUUAAUUAUCCGCCGGGUGGAAAAAGAUGGGAUUGCUCAAGACGAUGGAUAUGUUAAUCAAAUGCACCGCAUUGUUUUAGAAAGUUCAGCUUCAUUUUCAGCAAAUUUGGCACUGGGAUAUAGAAAUGCAAGAAGUGGCUUUAUGCAGGCUGAUCACACGCAACCUCGAUGGUUUUUAGGUGCAACUUCCGCCCAAUGUAAAAACUUACCUAAUGAAGCUGUUGUACCGGUUGAAUGGGAACCAAUAGAGACCUUUAACGACGAAAUACUGAAAAUUCGCGACUCUGUUUGUUGGACUAUUGUUGGAAUUUCAGAAUGUGAUUGUUCAAUCAUAAGGCCACUACAAAGUCAGUCUACGCUCCGACACCUAGAUUUGCCAUACGUAGAAGCUCCACCUGUUUAUUUGCCCAGCAAAAAGUCUUUGCAGUUAAGUAUAGCUGGAUUGUCUCCAAAUUUGCAAAUUUGGCUAGGCAAGUUAGGGCCUUUGAGCUACACGAUCUUAGACGGAACAGAAAAAAAAAUGUCUAGGUGUGUCACAAUAUUGGUUGAUUUGACCCACAUUUUCACAGAGGCAAUGACCUGCAAUGUUCUUCCUCUUGUGUUUGUUUUUCCAGAUGGUACUAUUGUUUCAGGAGGACACGACAUAAGUCUUUCUCCGAGGCCUCCCCUUGGAGAAUGA
This is a messenger RNA of Schizosaccharomyces osmophilus, 1794 nucleotides long. RefSeq names its product DNA-binding transcription factor, CBF1/Su(H)/LAG-1 family Cbf11 (gene cbf11). Gene Ontology annotation, biological process: regulation of transcription by RNA polymerase II. The transcript is spliced from 2 exons. Gene Ontology annotation, molecular function: RNA polymerase II cis-regulatory region sequence-specific DNA binding; DNA-binding transcription activator activity, RNA polymerase II-specific. Gene Ontology annotation, cellular component: nucleus. Lineage: Eukaryota; Fungi; Ascomycota; Schizosaccharomycetes; Schizosaccharomycetales; Schizosaccharomycetaceae. Bases 1 to 1794 code for a protein of 597 amino acids. The record is from RefSeq and is a predicted model, not a curated record.